AUGGGUACGCUGGACGCGCCGCGCGUCCCCUCGGCUUCAGCGUCCACGCACCAACCACAACAACAGUCGUGGCUGUCUCGCCACCUCAGCCGGCGGUCCAGCUACAACGACGCCGAUGUCGAGCGGCUCGUCGCGGCCGGGUACACCACAAAGGCCGCGCGGGCGGCACUGUCGCAGGCAGUCUCGCGAGCCGGGCAGCCCGUAGACAUCAAGCUUGCUCUCGAAAUAGCGCAGCACGAUAGCCACGAAGACGUCGGCCACACUGGAUGUCCCGAGUGCGCACGCAACCGUGCGCGUGUAGCGGAGCAACACCGCCAAAGGGAGAAGAAGGGGCUCGCUGCCAGCCGCAAAAUCAUCGAGUCGCCGAAAGAGCAGGCGAUGCGGGACGAGGCCUUGGCCGAACGUCGCGGUCCGCCCAGCAACCCCCAGCAGGAGUGGGAGCGUGCGUGGGACAAGCGGGCGAGCGAGCUUGCUACCGCCAGGAGGCCCCCCGUGGCCAUGUAUGGGGCCUGA
Messenger RNA from Apiotrichum porosum, 513 nucleotides. RefSeq lists its product as uncharacterized. The coding region runs from base 1 to 513 and encodes 170 amino acids. The record is from RefSeq and is a predicted model, not a curated record. Lineage: Eukaryota; Fungi; Basidiomycota; Tremellomycetes; Trichosporonales; Trichosporonaceae. The transcript has 2 exons.